AUGAAAAUGUACGCUAUCCUUCUUGCUUCUAUGAUAGCGUUCGCUAGUGGGUUACAGAAACAAACCAAAAAGGCGGAGAAAGUCAAACUAGCAGUUUAUUACAACAGCAAGAACCCCGAGUUUCGCCGCUUCAUGGUCGCACAACUUUACCCGACUUCUAACAAGAUUCCCAACAUUUUAGACAUCUCAAUGGUGCCUUUUGGCGAUGGGAAGGAAAUCAAGGCAAAAAGUGGCUUUCAAUAUUACUGUACCAAUGGCGCUGAAGAAUGCCUUGAGAACUUGAUCCAAGCGUGUGCUGUCGCCACAGAGAAUAACCCCGAGAUUUUGACAUCGUUUGUCGGCUGUUUGUCGUAUUAUGAUGGGAGUGUGGAUAAAAUAGCGAAGUACUGCUCAAACCAGAUCAAAGACUACGAGAAGGUCGAGUACUGUUUGAAAAACACUCAAGGAUUAGAAGUGAUGCAUUAUAUGGCAAAGAAAACAAGUGGUCUUCAACCUAAGAUGUCUCACUCGCCUUGGAUCACAGUGAAUGGGGAACACAGCGAGUUCAUUCAGCAGCAGGCCAUGGAGAACUUACUACAACUGGUUUGUAGUAAGUACAAGGGAACCCUUCCUUAUGCUUGCAAGCAUGACGGCCAAAAGAAGGUCACCGCUUGA
Messenger RNA from Nematostella vectensis (starlet sea anemone), 654 nucleotides. Its product is annotated as gamma-interferon-inducible lysosomal thiol reductase. The record is from RefSeq and is a predicted model, not a curated record. The coding region runs from base 1 to 654 and encodes 217 amino acids. Lineage: Eukaryota; Metazoa; Cnidaria; Anthozoa; Actiniaria; Edwardsiidae. Gene Ontology annotation, molecular function: oxidoreductase activity, acting on a sulfur group of donors, disulfide as acceptor. The transcript has a single exon.